AUGGAUGACUGUUGUAGUAAAACGUAUAAUAAUGGUUUGGUGGAUUCUUCCAGUUAUAUCAUUUGUGGAUCUGAUAGUCUUGUAAAAAAUAAUAAUGGCAAAGGGAAAACAGAACUGUCGAGCAGUCAUCCAUUGGAUGGAAAUAUUAAAACGAAUAAAAUAGAUGAAACCUGUGUUAAAGUGUCAGCUCCGAAGCCCAUGACAUCAACUUUAAAGAAACCCGUUGCAAUUUUAAAAAAUCGUGCCAUUGAUGCCAAGAUUGCUACUCCAAUAAAAGUUUCCCUUGAACCUUACUGUCCUAUAAAGUUGGACUCAAUAAAACAAUUAAAAGACAGUACAAAGAAAUUAUUAUGUUUGCUAGAAGACAUUCAAACGAAAACAAACUUUAAAGUUUUUCCUAUAGCCGAUACAACUGAAAUCAGGCUUGCUCAAAUUGCAGCGGAGGAUAUAAAAGAGCCUGUAAAUACUGACGCAAGUGAUGAAGCACUGAAAAAGUUGGAAGCCAAAACAAAAGCAUUAAACACGAUUUACUUAGAGGACGAGGAUGACGAUUGUUCAAUAUUCAAAAGGCUGACAAGAAAAUGUAAUUGUUUAAAUCAGCUGGAAUACAAUGAUUUUAUAAUACAUUUCAAUGAGAAUACCAAAUAUUUCACAAGCACUACAGGGGAAAUUAUAAAGAAUAUGCGUAUUCUGAAGAAAUUUUUGUAUAUGGGAAGCAAAUAUACGAAGAAUGCGCUUAUAUUUUUAAAUGAGGGUCUGGCAGAUUCAGGUUAUGCAGAAAAGGUGGAAAUUACUCAAGGUUGUUCUCACUCAGACAUGUGUAAUGUUUUUGAAGAUAACUCCAUAGUAACUACGUGUAUAUCUUGGCCUUGCAAGCUAGAGUACUAUGGGGAUACCGUGACUCAGAAUUUGGCAGCAUCAUUCGUAUACAAACUAGCUCAGUUGGAAGAGGGACGUAGAUACCUGAAAUUCACAUCGAAAGUGACGAUUGACAUUAAAAAAGUUUUAAGGAAAAGAGGGUCCAAAUUAGACAUAGAUACAGUUGAAUUAUUAAACGCCGCAUUAAAAGUGAUGCACCCACCAAUGACACAACAUGUCAAUGGUAUAUACCACUUUAGGCAUCUUGAUGAAGGUUACGGGAGUGGAAAUUUUAAGGCUCUGUUACAAUUUAGAGCGUAUAUGUCGAUAGACGAAGUUUUCACACACUUAGACCUACUAAAUAAUUUGAGUAGCGACGAAAAGGGCAAAAUGGAACUGAAGAGGAACUUGCCUGGGUUGCUGCAACUUUUCAAAGAUAUGUUGCAACAGUAUGAUAACAGUGAAAUGAACAUAAUAAUCACAAAUAUUCUAAAUAAUAUCGUAUCUAAAAAUAUGUUUCAAGAAAAUAAUAGAUCGGACUGGCCGAAAGCUUUGAUUAUGGCAAAUAUAGCUACUGAGCCUGUUAAAACGAGAAAUGAAACAAUACAACAACCAGAAAAGAAAACUCAUAAGAAGCCAAAUAAAUCGAGAAUUUUCUUGAAUAGAGGUCAUAAAGCUAUUGGGGGCCCUGCUGAUCAUAACAAAUCAAAAAAGUUGAUUAAAGACAGAAGACCAAUCAUAGUAGUUCCAGUUGAAAAAAAAUAA
This is a messenger RNA of Spodoptera littoralis (African cotton leafworm), 1623 nucleotides long. The record is from the annotation of a GenBank genome assembly. Lineage: Eukaryota; Metazoa; Arthropoda; Insecta; Lepidoptera; Noctuidae.